UAACACUCUAGAAUCUGAUUUGUACAAACAUGUUGCGUGUUAUAUUAAUUUGUUUUUUAAUUUAUACUGUGUUAGGGAAGACGGUGAAGAAAGUUGUGAUUUUAGACGAAGGGGGGGUGGAGGGUGAGAAAUACUGGAAUGGAGAGUUUUAUGAGUUCUAUGGAGUUCCUUAUGCAACAGCACCGACGGGGAAAGACCGAUUCCAGGCCCCUUUACCACCUGAACCAUGGGGCGGAGUAAUGCCAGCAAAAGUCAGAAGCACCAGAUGCUUCCAAACUUACCUCACCGGUGGAGACGAAGAACCGAUCAUUGACGGCGAAGAACAAUGUCUAGUUAUGAACCUCUUAGUUCCCAUCGUUGCUACUGACGAUAACUUGGUGCCAGUAGUAGUUUACAUACACAGCGGAGCAUUCUCAGGCGGAAAUGGAAAUAUGGCCCAAUUUCAUUACCUAGCAAGGCAGGAUGUCCUCGUCGUAAGUUUCAACUUCAGAUUAGGCGCUCUAGGAUUCACUUGCCUUGGCAACAAAGAAGUACCUGGCAAUGCUGGCUUAAAAGACACAGUGGCUGCGUUGCGAUGGAUCAAUAAAAACAUCGCCAAGUUUGGUGGAGAUCCCAAGAAAGUGACAAUUGCUGGGUUUAGUGUUGGAGCGGCGAUGGCAGAACUCGUAGCUCUAUCUGACACCACUGAUGGCUUAAUCGAUAAACUCAUACUUGAAAGUGGAUCAGCACUAUCUCCUUUUGCUGUCAACAGAGAUCCAGUUGACACAGCGAGAAACAUGGCCAUUAAAGUCGGGUUUAAAGAUACAGGCAGUUUAAGAGAUUUAACUGAGUUUUAUUUAGAAACGCCAAUCAAGAAUUUGACUGCAAGUGGUCAUAACUUUUUCUUACCCAAUAGCACGUUUGGCUUUUCACCCUGCAUUGAAAAUAUUCACGAUGGAAUAGAAGCGUUUUUAACUGAAUCUCCAUUAAAUAUUAUGAAAAAAGGUAAAAAUAAACAACUGGCUGUUUUGACCGGCUUUUCUAAUAUGGAAGGACUGAGCAGGUCUAUUAAAUUUGACGAAUGGAGCGAAAAAAUGAAUGACAAAUUCGAUUAUUUUUUACCCGCUGACCUAGUAUUGAUCGAUAAAAAUGUAAAAGAUAGUUUUAUCAAGGAAAUAAAAGAUAAAUACUUCAAGGGCGAAGAAGUUUCUCAUGAUACAUUACAAGGAUAUGUUGAUUACUUUUCUGACUCCAUGUUUAAGUACUCAAUUAUAAAAUCAGCUAAACUACACGCAGAAAGAACUGAGAGGCCGGUAUUUUUGUAUGAAUUUUCAUACGUCGGUGAUUUGAAUACCAAGCAUUAUUUCUGGGACAAAAUAUCAGGAGCCAGUCACAGAGAUCAGACAGCUUACAUUUUGGAUUUCUAUGGUUUUACCAACAAGGAUAGUGACCUCACUACGAGAGACCGGAUGACAAUGAUGUGGGCUGAUUUCGUUAAAUAUGAGAACCCAACAGCUUAUGAAAGUCAAUUGAUUGAAAUCAAAUGGAAACCAUACACAAAUGAGGAUCGUUACUAUUUACAAAUUGAAAACGAACUUGUAAUCAAUAAAAACCUUUUUGAAGAUGGAUUCAAUUUUUGGAGCAAAGUUUAUGACAAGCAUUAUUGGAAUCCAAAAGCACCAAAGACAGUUGUUGAAGAACCGAAACCUGCAAAGAAAACUGAAGAUAUAUUAAAUGCUGCUACAGCAAACAUUGGCAAAAAAUCUGAAGAAAAGUUAGAUAAAACUCUUUUACGGGAACCUGUCAAAUAUGAACCGAAAGUCGCAAAUGACGAACAAGUAUCAACUCCAACAAAAGACGAUUCUUUGUCUACUAAAGAACCAGUGGUAGAAAAAAAGAACACUAAAACAGAACUUUAAAUAAAAACGUGAAUAUAAUAUUUAA
Messenger RNA from Leguminivora glycinivorella, 1923 nucleotides. Its product is annotated as esterase E4-like. The coding region runs from base 30 to 1898 and encodes 622 amino acids. The record is from RefSeq and is a predicted model, not a curated record. NCBI's taxonomy places the organism in Eukaryota, Metazoa, Arthropoda, Insecta, Lepidoptera, Tortricidae. The transcript has 3 exons.